Grus americana (Whooping crane) is the source of this 2759-nucleotide messenger RNA. RefSeq names its product protocadherin alpha-2-like. Gene Ontology annotation, cellular component: plasma membrane. Gene Ontology annotation, molecular function: calcium ion binding. The record is from RefSeq and is a predicted model, not a curated record. NCBI's taxonomy places the organism in Eukaryota, Metazoa, Chordata, Aves, Gruiformes, Gruidae. Gene Ontology annotation, biological process: homophilic cell-cell adhesion.
UGUCGGCGGCGGCGGCGGCGAUGGGCGUGUGUUGGGGGCCCGUGUUGCGGGUGCUGGUGCUGCAGGCGGCCUGGGCGCUGGGCGGCGGUCAGGUGCGGUACUCGGUGCCGGAGGAAGCCAAGGCCGGGACGGUGGUGGGGCGGCUGGCGCAGGACCUGGGCCUGGAGGCGGGCGAGCCGGAGGCGCGUCGGCUGCGUCUGGUGGCGCAGGGCCGUCGGGCGAGCGUGGAGGUGAGCGGGGCGAGCGGGGCGCUGGUGGUGAGCUCGCGGCUGGACCGGGAGGAGCUGUGCGGGAAGAGCGCGCCGUGCGCCCUGCGCCUGGAGGUGCUGGUGGAGCGGCCGCUGCGCGUCUUCCACGUGGAGCUGGAGGUCACGGACAUCAACGACAACGCCCCGCUCUUCCCCGCCGCACGCAAAAACCUCAGUUUACCGGAGAACUCUCCUCCCGGGUCUCGGUUCCCGCUGGAGGGCGCGUCGGAUGCGGAUAUCGGAGCCAACGCGCAGCUCUCCUAUACACUCAGCCCCAGCGAGCAUUUCGGUUUGGAAAUGAAAUCUAAAGACGAAAAGAAGAUGUUACUAGUCCUCUUGUUAACGAAAGCUCUGGACCGCGAGACGAUGGCUGUGCACCGUUUGGUGGUGACGGCGAGUGACGGGGGCCGUCCGGCGCUGACGGGCACGGUGGAGCUGGUGAUCUCGGUGCUGGAUGCGAACGACAACGCGCCCCAGUUCAACCAGUCGGUGUAUAAAGUGCAGCUGCCGGAAAAUGCUGCCCCGGGAACUGUGUUACUCCAGCUAACAGCGUCAGACAAAGAUGAGGGAAUUAAUCGAGAGAUAGAUUAUUUCUUUAGCAACAUGAUUUCUACCAAAGUCCAGGACUUGUUCAUAAUGGACAGAAAAUCGGGGGAGAUACGCACUGCCGGUGAAUUGGAUUUCGAGGACGUUCAGUCGUACGACCUGGAGAUCGAAGCGAGAGACAAAGGGACGCCCCCUUUGUCCGGUCACAGCAGCGUGGAGCUGGAGGUGCUGGACGUGAACGACAACGCGCCGGAGGUGUGGGUGACGUCGCUGUCGGUGCCGGUGCCGGAGGACGCGGCGGCGGGGACGGUGGUGGCGCUGCUGAGCGUGUCGGACCGGGACUCGGGGGCGAACGGGCGGGUGCGCUGCGCGGUGUGGCCGGCGUCGCCGUUCGGGCUGGUGGCGACGUUCGCGGGCUCGUACUCGCUGGUGCUGCGGGAGGCGCUGGACCGGGAGCGGGUGUCGGAGUACGAGGUGGAGGUGCGGGCGGAGGACGGCGGGUCGCCGCCGCUGCGCGCCAGCCGCGGGGUGCGUGUGCCGGUGUCGGACGUGAACGACAACGCGCCGUCGUUCGCGCAGGCCGUGUACACGGUGCUGGCGCGGGAGAACAACGCGGCGGGCGCGGAGCUGGCGCGGCUGUGGGCGCGGGACCCGGACGAGGCGGGCAACGGUCGCGUGAGCUACUCGGUGGCGGAGGGCGUCGUCGGGGGCGCGUCGUCGGGCGUGGCGCGGCGGCCGGCGUCGAGCUACGUGUCGGUGGACGCGGAGAGCGGGCGGCUGUGGGCGCUGCAGCCGUUGGACUACGAGGAGCUGCAGGUGCUGCAGUUCGAGGUGCGGGCGGUGGACGCGGGGGAGCCGCCGCUGUGCGGCAACGCCACGGUGCAGCUCUUCGUGGUGGACGAGAACGACAACGCGCCGGCGCUGCUGCCGCUUGCGGGCGGCGGUCCGGGCGUGGGGGCGCCGGUCUCGGCGGCGUCGGGGCCGGUCUCGGGGGCGCUGUGGGCGUGGGCGGCGUGGGGGGCGCCGGCGGGGCAGGUGGUGGCGAAGAUCCGCGCGGUGGACGCGGACUCGGGCUACAACGCGUGGCUGCGCUACGAGCUGUGGGAGCCGCGGGGGAAGGGCCCGUUCCGCGUGGGGCUGUACAGCGGCGAGGUGAGCACGGCGCGGGCGCUGGAGGAGGCGGACGGCCCGCGGCAGCGGCUGGUGAUCGUGGUGCGGGACCACGGGGAGCCGGCGCGCUCGGCCACGGCCACGCUGAGCGUGUCGCUGGUGGAGGGCGCCGAGGCGGCGCUGGCGGCCGCGGGCUCGUCGUCGUCGUCGGGGGCGGGGCUGCGGCCGGCGGAGGGCGGCGCGUCGUCGGCGUCGGCGACGAACGUGUGGCUGGUGGUGGCCAUCUGCGCGGUGUCGAGCCUGUUCCUGCUGGCGGUGGUGCUGUACGGGGCGUCGCGGUGGGCGCCGCGGGCGGCCGUGCUGUCGGGGCCCGGGCCGGCGACGCUGGUGUGCGCCAGCGAAGUGGGGAGCUGGUCGUACUCGCAGCGCCAGAGCCGGAGCCUGUGCGUGGCGGACGGCGCGGGCAAGAGCGACCUGAUGGUUUUCAGCCCCAACUUCCCGCCGCCGCCGCCCGGCCCCGCGGCGAAGGAGACGCAGCCGGAGCCGCCCGCUCUGCUGGACACGGUCAGUGGCCCUCUUCCUCGUCCUUUCCUCGGCCCUUCCUCGCCCGACGCCCCCUUCUCGGCCGCGCCCUGGGCAGGCGGUGGUGGGAGCCGGGCUCGGCCCCCGUGGGCGCGGGCGGUGGGUGCUUGGCGGGUGCUUAAGGAUCUGAAUGGCGCCUUUGCAUCUGCCUUCGCGUCCUUGCCGGGGCCGCCCUGCUCUUGCUUUGGUGAAAAAAGCACGAAAGGUAUUGCCGCAGCCAGCAGCAGUUACCGUCCGCAGCGGAGGUUUGCUGCUCUGGCUGUUGUGGAUUGA